GAAAACAAAAGCGACAAAUUCCUGUAUUCUCGCACAGUUUGGACAAAAAUCGCUGCUGACUGCUUACAACAGCCCCUUACAACAUGACUACUGUGGGAGAAGAUACAAUAGAAAUAGCAGCUCUGGGGAGACCAUUUCAACUGGGAAUGCUGUAUGACUGCAGAAAAGAUGCAAUUGUACCAGGAAUCACGCUUUGGGAUCGAGAGCAGCUGCAGAACAAUACAGUUGCUCGUCCUCAUAUUAAUACAGAGUUCACAGUUACAACUUCAGACACAAUUCAAGAAAAGGCAGAGCACCUAAAAGUUGAUGGUGAACUGAAACUGAGUCUUAUGGGAGGCCUUGUCUCAGUAAGUGGUGCAGCCCGAUAUUUCAAUGACAAUAAAAAGUCAUUUAUACAAGAGAGGUUGACGCUGCACUACAGAACAAACACCAGGUUUGAGCAUCUGACUAUGAACCACCUAGCACAAGGAAGAAUGGAUCACCAUUAUGUAUUUGAUCAUGAUGUCGCAACACACGUGGUUACAGCAGUGCUAUACGGAGCAGAUGCCUACUUUGUCUUUGAUAGAGAGGUGAAUUUAUCUGAGCACAAAAACAGCAUCAAGGGAGAAGUAAAUAUUGCUGUUGAUAAACUGAAGAUGCUUUGUUCUGCAGGUUCACAGGUAGCACUAAACCUGAAUGACAAAGAGAAAGAUGCAGUGAAAAAACUGAAUUGUACAUUUUAUGGUGAUUUCAUGUUGCCCUCUAAUCCAACAACUUUUGAAGAAGCUGUAAAGGUUUACACUGAUCUUCCAAAUAUGCUUGGACAGAAUGGAGAACAUGCAGUUCCAGUAAAGGUGUGGCUUUAUCCUCUGGUCAAGCUGGACUCAAGGGCAGCCAAACUUCAAAAAAUGAUCACUAGAGAUCUUAUUCGAGCUAUGGAGUCAGUAAUAGAGGAUUUGAAUGUCACAGAGAUGAAAUGUGGUGACUUGUUGCAAGACAUAGUGGCAAAAUCAUUCAGCACAUUUCACAAUCAAUUUCAAGAUUUUCAUCAUUUUUGCAUUGAGUACAAGCGAGAUUUCAUGACAAAACUAGGGUUCCUCCUGCCAGAAAUCCGUGGUGGUCAAUCAGAUAUAAGUGCCAUGCAUGAACUUCUAGAAGCCCAUGAGAAAUCUCCUUUUAAUAGCAGGGAUCUUCAGCAGUGGAUUACAGUGAAGGAAAAACAAUCCAACCGAGUAAAAUUCCUGCUAACGCAGCUCCUUGACCUUGGAGCAGAAGUGAAUGAUGACACAGACAAAUAUUUGCUGGACCUGAAGGUGGACAAUAUAGUUUCUUAUGCUUUUACCUGUCUUCAGCACCCAGAUUGCCUCAUGACCAAACAAGACCUCUACCUGAACCCCUCAAAGAUGAAAAGGAUCGGUGAAAAUCCACUUCAUGUAGAUUUUCAGGAAAAAAUGUCAACCUCUGAUGAGUGCAGGUGCAUGAAGAAUAAUUUGAGAACUUUUAAGAACUUGAUCACCUCAAAUAAGAGCCAAUCCACCAAAUUUAUUGUUCAAAGUGUGCCUCCGAUGUCAGAGUAUCCAGGUUCCUGCAUUCUCGUGUAUGAAAAUGAAUGUAAUGAACCGAUCUGUUUUGUUCCUCCAUCAAAGCCAACAUGUCCAAACACCAAAGGUGUCACAGAUAACAGCAUAACAGUAAAGUUGAGCCCCUCAUGUUCUGCUACACUGGAGAGGAAAGUAUUGUACAAAACGAAAGAAGAAACAAACUGGAAAACUUGCACUGUCCAUCAAGAUGAUGAAGUUACACUGACAGAUCUUCAUCGGAAAACUUGA
Messenger RNA from Neoarius graeffei (lesser salmon catfish), 1808 nucleotides. Its product is annotated as verrucotoxin subunit beta-like. The record is from RefSeq and is a predicted model, not a curated record. The transcript has 4 exons. Lineage: Eukaryota; Metazoa; Chordata; Actinopteri; Siluriformes; Ariidae. Bases 84 to 1808 code for a protein of 574 amino acids. Gene Ontology annotation, molecular function: protein binding.